Molecule: messenger RNA, 1133 nt
Organism: Drosophila obscura
Lineage: Eukaryota; Metazoa; Arthropoda; Insecta; Diptera; Drosophilidae
Gene: E(spl)mbeta-HLH
Product: enhancer of split mbeta protein
Exons: 1
Coding region: 240-860 (206 amino acids)
Biological process (GO): regulation of neurogenesis; regulation of transcription by RNA polymerase II; anterior/posterior pattern specification
Cellular component (GO): nucleus
Molecular function (GO): RNA polymerase II cis-regulatory region sequence-specific DNA binding; DNA-binding transcription factor activity, RNA polymerase II-specific; protein dimerization activity
Source: RefSeq, a predicted model, not a curated record
GCCGCGCACGAGGCAAAACGAGUAUCUCGCUCGCACUCACAGCUCGGUACGAGCACAGCCGAGCCUAUAUAAAGCCGAGCCCUCGCUGCCAGCUGAAUCAUUCAAAGCUUCGAAUCCGUUGAGUGCGCACACAGAUCGCCCCAAGCCAAACCGAGUCGAACGCUAUUUUCUGUGGAUUACGCGAGUUUUCAUUCAUUCAUUCAUUCAAAGCCAUUCGAAAGCAAAGACAGUGUUCCACCAUGGUGCUGGAGAUGGAAAUGUCGAAGACGUAUCAGUACCGCAAGGUGAUGAAGCCCAUGCUGGAGCGGAAGCGUCGGGCGCGCAUCAACAAGUGCCUGGACGAGCUGAAAGACAUUAUGGUGGAGUGCCUCACCCAGGAGGGGGAGCACAUUACGCGCCUGGAGAAGGCCGACAUCCUGGAGCUGACCGUCGAGCACAUGAAGAAGCUGCGGGCCCAGAAACAGUUGCGCCUGAGCAGCAGCAGCAGCAGCAGCGGCAGUGUGUCGCCCAGUGGCAACGCCGCCGACUCCAAGCUGAGCAUCGCAGAGAGCUUCCGUGCCGGCUACGUGCAUGCCGCCAACGAGGUGUCCAAGACUUUGGCUGCCGUUCCCGGCGUCACCGUCGAUCUUGGCACCCAGCUGAUGAGUCAUCUGGGCCACCGCCUCAACUAUCUGCAAGUGGUGGUGCCCACGCUGCCCAUUGGCAUGGGUGUGCCGCUCAAGACCCCAGUCUCGGGUGUGGAUGAUGCUGCUCUGGUCACGCCGCCUCCGUCGGAAUGUGGCAGCCUGGAGAGCGGCACCUGCAGCCCGGCACCCAGUGAGGCCAGCUCCACCUCCGGUCCCAUGUGGCGUCCCUGGUGAGCGCUGCAGAGCUGCAUUCUGGAUACGCCUUCAAGUGGAAGGCCGUCACAACUCAACCCAACUGAGCGCCAGCUGACCCGGAGAGGUUAUUGGUAGUACUGCGCUGGAAUGGAACCGCGCAGCCAAUCAAUAUGUGCCCUUCCCCGCCGCUGCUCAGACGCCGCCGCUCGCCAGGAGAGCCCCGCAUUCGGGCUAUGGAUGGGCUAUGGCGUCGCCCAAAUUAUUAACUGAAUUUUAUUGAAAUUGAAAUCGAAAUAAAUAUGGAAAAUUGCA